This is a messenger RNA of Glycine soja, 1954 nucleotides long. RefSeq names its product basic leucine zipper 61-like. The record is from RefSeq and is a predicted model, not a curated record. The coding region runs from base 398 to 1333 and encodes 311 amino acids. Gene Ontology annotation, molecular function: DNA binding; DNA-binding transcription factor activity. Gene Ontology annotation, biological process: positive regulation of DNA-templated transcription. Gene Ontology annotation, cellular component: nucleus. NCBI's taxonomy places the organism in Eukaryota, Viridiplantae, Streptophyta, Magnoliopsida, Fabales, Fabaceae. The transcript is spliced from 4 exons.
UUCUUAAAAAGAGAGAGAGAGAGAAAAGAAGAAAUCAAGAAAGUUCAUGAUUAUGUUGUUUUAUGUUCGUGUGGCUUUCUUACCUCUAACAACAUUCCCCUGUGGUUGCUGGGAACAUGCAUAUACAUAUAUAUUUAUAAAAGGGUUGUGUUAGAGCCUAGAGGCUCAUUUGUUUCCAUUUCUUCUUCUCUCUCAUUGACACAUCCUUGUUGUGCUGCAUGCCUUAUGCAAUAUAUUUGCACAUACAAUAAUGUGUGCAUAUAUACAUAUAUAUGUAUAUAUAUCAUUUGUUAGGGACAUGUUAAUGUACUACAACAAAAACAUUAACAUCAUCUGAGGUUAAUUUGCAUUUUGCAACAACAGUUACUGAUUUGGCGUGUUUGAACUUUGAAUUCAAAUGACGCAAUUACCUCCAAAGAUCCCAAACAUGUCACCAAGUUGGCCAGAUUUCUCUUCAGACCACCAGAAGAUGCAAUUGCCACCUCUUAAAUCCGGUAGCAACAACAAUUAUCAGCACAACCAGAACCCUUCUUGGGUGGAUGAGUUUCUUGACUUCUCCUCGGCCCGGCGGGGCGCUCACCGGAGGUCGGUGAGCGAUUCCAUCACCUACUUGGAUUCACCAAUGAAGUGUGGAGAGAAUAACAACAACAAUGAGAACGAGUUUGACAAGUUUGAUGAUGAACAAUUCAUGUCCAUGUUCACGGAUGAAGUAGUGCUCUCUGGGGUCCCCUUGCUUCCACCAACCAUCUUGUCCUCCUCUAACCCUUCAAGCCCUUCUGAUCAGAACUUCUUCAAUGAUGAGAAGGAGAAGAAGGAGGAGCACCACCACCACCAAUUGAAAAAUGAAGCAGAUGAGGUUGAAAGCCAAUGCAAACAGGAAAUUAUGCAGCUUCCAAAUGACACCAAUACUUGUUCUUCCAACGAGAGAAUUACUGACCCCAAGAGAGUCAAAAGAAUCUUGGCUAAUAGACAAUCUGCACAAAGAUCGCGAGUGAGGAAGCUGCAAUACAUAUCAGAGCUUGAGAGAAGUGUAACUUCAUUACAGGCCGAAGUUUCAGUGCUGUCUCCAAGGGUUGCAUUUUUAGAUCAUCAACGAUUGCUUCUAAAUGUCGACAACAGUGCUCUCAAGCAACGAAUCGCUGCCCUUGCUCAAGACAAGAUCUUUAAAGAUGCUCAUCAAGAGGCACUGAAGAGGGAGAUAGAGAGACUAAGGCAAGUUUAUCACCAACAAAGCCUCAAGAAGAUGGAAAAUGCUGCAGGAUCACCAUUACCAUCACCAAAGCCUAUAUGUGAUGCUCAAACAGAAAAGGAAGCAACACUUCUCAACGCUUGAAGAUUAAUUCAUCACACUAUAACAUGAUAUCAAGUAGCUAUAUUUAUUAGCUAAUUUACAUUACACUGUGAUUCUUUAUAUAUACUUUUAUAGAAAGAAAUUGCAGAAUUUUGGAUAAGAGAAGGGAGAAACUGAUGGAAGGAGAUUAAAUUUUGUUUUGUGCUUGGUAAUGUAUUGAAUGAUGUCACGUACGUAUUGUUGGGUGGUGAGAAUUUUUAUUAGUCAAUUGAUGAAGGAAAAAAUAUUCACUGAGAGAGUCACGUUGUGCGUGGUGAGGCCAUUGGCUUCUGCUAAGAAACUGCGCAGGCACGUGAUGUGCUGUUUGCUUUAAAAAUGAAGGGGACCACACUCAAAGCUUGCAUGAUUAGAAUGGAGGGGGAUCCACAUGUGCAGCAGUGGCAUCAAAAGAGAGGUUGGAAGAAACAGUUGUGUCUGUCUGCUUUAUCUUCAUGGAUAGAUAGGAGUCACUGGAGUAUAUGUUAUUGGUGUUGAUGAAUGAUUCUUUCACUUCUUUAUUUGUUGUUGUCUUUGAUUCUUUUCUAUUUUGCUUCAUGUUUUUCAAUGUAUAUAUAUAUAUAUAUAUAUAUAUAUAUAUAUAUAUAUAUAUAUAUAUAUGUAUGU